Echinops telfairi (small Madagascar hedgehog) is the source of this 3654-nucleotide messenger RNA. It is a transcript of the gene CUNH18orf54, whose product is annotated as chromosome unknown C18orf54 homolog. The record is from RefSeq and is a predicted model, not a curated record. The transcript is spliced from 10 exons. Lineage: Eukaryota; Metazoa; Chordata; Mammalia; Afrosoricida; Tenrecidae. The coding region runs from base 270 to 1868 and encodes 532 amino acids.
CGGCCGAGUUGUGGCAGUGUGCGUUUUUCUCCUCUUUGGGGGCGGUCGUCGAUACAGGUGUUGUCGGGAAUGUUUCCAACUCCCAAAGAGAAAGAUCCGAUUUAUAAAGAUGCUGGUAAUAAAAGGCAAUAGUAAUGAAAAUUGAAAGGAGAAAAAGUAUUUAACUUACAUAGAGCCGCUUUACUUCAGAACCAGUUUACCAUGGAACUGUCAGAGUGGAAGCCCGUUGUGUUUCAAAGGAAGUAGAAAUAGUCUAUCUUGAAGAAGCCAUGGCAAAAUCAAAUACAAAGCAUAGAACAUGCUCUCGAGAAUCUUCAGUAUCUUCUCUUCUAGCAAGCUGCAGCCCUAGUGGUGGUAAUUUGUCUAAUUCUGGUGGCCCUUUCCAAUAUAAGGGCAAAGUAUACGACUCUGCUUCUCAGGCUCUACAGGCCUAUAUUCACGAGUUUGAUCUCAGCCAAAUGUGUCCUGGUGGAAGCACUGGAAAGAUGAACAUUGCCAAGGGUUCUAGGAAUCUGGCAAAAUUCUCCACAUAUAUGUAUAAAAACAAUGCCUUGGAAGAUGUUGAUCACGUGAAGAGCUCACAUUCCUUGUGUUACAGAAAACAGACUGUUAAUGACAUAGACUCAAUUAGCCUCACUACUGAUGAUCUGUUAAAACUUCCAGCAGAUGGAUCGUUACCUUCCUCCGGUUAUAUUGGACCAGGUCACCGAACUAACAAGAAAAACAAGAAAUGCUUUGGAAGAUUAGGUUCAUUGGACGCUGAAAAGAAUCCAAAAUUUCAAGAAUCCGCUUUCCCCAAGAGCAAAGAUAACUUUAUUACUCCUCUUGUAUACACAAAUAUAAAUGGCAAGCAACGUGUUAAGCUAAAAAACCCAAGAAUUACGAAUAAGACUAAUAAAUGCAUUUCUGAACCAUCUUUAUCUUUUUCCAAGAAGUCAUCUUCCAAAGACAGUUCAGAAGACAAUUGUGAAAAGAAUUAUCCAAGAUGGUUCACUAGCCAGAAAUCUGACCUUAAUGUGUCAGGGAUAACUAGUAUACCUGAUUUCAAAUAUCCAGUCUGGCUCCACAAUCAAGACUUAUUACCUGAAACAAAUAGUCAAAGGACUUCAAAAGUACUUAAAGAAGAUUCGAGUUCCCCUAAACAUAGUUAUCAGGCACAAAGAACUCGGCUUACGAAUAAGUUAGAUUGUUUUGAAUAUUCUUUUGAACACUCAAAUGUUUCAAAUUCUGCACAUGAUGACAAAGGAUUAGUUAAUGAAUACAAAUGUGAUUUUGAAUGUAGCCAGUGUCAAUAUGAAAACCUACUUCUCCCCGGACAAUCCAAAAAGCCAUUCAGUGAUGACAAAAUUGAAUUGCUUAUCCUGAAAGCCAAGAGAAACCUAGAACAUUCUACUGAGGAUUUACCAAGCCCUGUGAAAAAGGAUGGCAGUCCUUGUUCAUUAGAUAAACUUGAAGCAGAAAGAUCAUGGGAAAAUAUUCCUGUUACUUUCAAAUCACCAGUUCCGGUUGACUCUGAUGAUAAUCUUCAACAAACUUCAAAGACAAAAUAUGCUAAAAACUUCCUUGAAGACUUUUUAAGUAAUGAUAACCAGAGUUGUACCCUCUCUGGAGGCAAACAUCAUGGUCCGGUUGAAGCCCUGAAACAAAUGUUGUUUAAUCUUCAAGCAGUGCAAGAAACUUUUAAUCAGAAUAAAAUCUCAGAGCCAGAAGAAGAGCCCAAACAAAUUUCAGAAGAUGAAUUUUCUAAAUUGCAAUUGAAAGAAAGUAUGAUUCCUAUUACUGCGUCACUUCAGAAGGCAUUGCACCACUUAUCUCGCCUGAGAGACCUUGUUGAUGAUACCAGUGGGAAACAGUCACCGAAAAUAUGAAGAGGAAACUAAAAAUGCCUAACCAAUAAAUAGUCACUACCAAAGAAAAAGGUUUAUUGAUUAAUGUAAGUAGAAAAAAAGAAGAUAUUUUAAUGAGAAUUUUCAAAAAUUUAUUGAGUAUGAAAAAAAUAAAACAGAAAAGCCAAAUUCUAGAAACUGUCUGAGAUCAAGGGAUAAAUAUGGCACUGAUAACAUGAAGACCGAAGACCCUGAUGGAUCGUCUUUAUUAUUAAGAACUCUGCUUUCAGUUUUUUUCUGACAGUUCAUUUUAGCAUCACAGAGAAUUCUGACUAAAUUGUUUAGCUUAUUUGUGCUAUUCCCUGUGAACAUAAAUGGUGGGGGGGGGGGUGUUUCAUGUUAUUUUACAUGUAAUGAUUUAUGAUAAUGUAUUAAAAAUAUAUAGUUAUACCAAGCUAUUGCUUGAAGAUAAAUCACGAGGAAUUUCCUUUUUCCUGUGUUCUAAAUUCAUGAGAUCAUACAUCUGGGUUUAAAUAUUGUUUCAUUUUCUUGUGUCACCUUCCUCUCUAUAUCUCAACACCCACUUAGUGGAAGUGCUGUCAAGAAGUAAACUUGCCAAAGGCAGGCAGCAUGAAAGGAGACAAAAGAAGCAAAAAGUCACUAACGUUGGUUAUCAAUUUCUGACCAACUAAAGUUCCUUUAAAUGUGAAAGAUGGUGUAUCCCUCUGAUUCUUGUACAGACUGGAUGUUUCACAUGUGAUCAUGUGCUGUUUUAGGUUGCAAUGCCUGACAUACAAAGACUUGUGUAAGCUUAGGCCUAAACCUGGACACAUUGUUUAGUAGGUUAUCAUGGUAGAUAUUUUUCCUUUAAUAUCUGAAUUUAUUCUUUUCUCACAUCCCCCUGCUGCUGCUACUGCCUUAUUUUCCCUCCCUGUCUUUUUAGGUUUCUUUUUUUUAAUUUAUUAUUUAUCAUUUUAAUAUCUCACCUGUAACUAACACAUUCUUUACCUGGAUGAAGGGGAAAACAACUCCAAAACUUGGCAUAUUUCACCUUCCCAGUUCCUGCAUCUAUGUAACCCUAGUCCAGACCCUUCAGCUUCACAAAUGCAAUAUCUUCUUUGCACCUCACCCCUAAAUCAAGACUUGUAUAUUUGCUUCCUAAUGCCUAUUUUGACCUUAAACAUUCACCCCUUCUCUGAAUUUUUUACACUGAAGCCAGACUGCCUGGUUUUUGUAAGAUACUGCUAUACACCACCACUCUGCUUAUACUCGUUUUCCAAAAUUUUCCGUUUUCUCACCUUCAUGUACUUUACUUUUUGUUUGAAAUACUAAUUUUUUUGCAUAUUUAAAGCUUACUCAGCCAUUUCUCUAAAGCUCUGUGAAAGUCUUACAUUUCCUUUUCUAAAUAUUGUAACACUUUGUGUUACAUAAAGGCUUUCCCUUUUUCUUCCAUUAUUCUCUAGCUUCAUUUUGUAUUUCUUGUUUUAUUUUACAGCUACUGCUUCAUACAUCACAUUGUAUCCUGAGGGGAAUACAUUUUAUCUCAAAAAUAUGAAAUAACUAUUUCUGGUUGGUUUUCUUUCCUUGAUUCAUAGCCAAGAAAAAUAUAUUUUGAAUAGUGUUGCUUGCUAAUUCUAUACCUUGUUUUUGUAAAAUGUAAGAUCAAGAUAAAAAAGACCACAUGGUUUUAUAUCUAUCUGUAAAUAACUUCAUUUACCUUUUUUUGGACAAAGAGAGAAUAAAACAAAAGCCUAACAUUGUACCUUUAUAUAUGCUGUUCUGCAAAUCCUUUUUAAAACGAGGUAAAUUAAACCUAUUUGGAGAGUUA